AUGAUAAAAGUGGGAGGAUUAGCACAAAAAAUCAAAGCAGCAAAAGCAAUGAAUAUGGACAAAAUUUUGUUGCCCAAAACUAUGGAAGAAGAUUACAAAAAGUUGAAAGAAAAAUAUAAGAAAGGAAUCAAACCAAUCUUUGCGGAAAAUAUUGAUGAUGUAUUUGAUGUUAUAUUCCCACCUGAUGCCCCACCUGUUGCCCCAUGAUUUUUUUCGAUAUUUUAAAUUUAAUUUAUUAUUGGAAAUAUAAAAAUCAUCAAAUAUAAAUUGACAAUUAAAAAAGAAGUUAACUAAGCAACGAGAGAUUGGGGGGAGUAAAGGGAUUGGUUGAGGGGCAACUCAAGGAAUUCCAAAUCACGAAAUAGAUAUGUCAAGGAAUGACAAGUCUUGUGAGGCCUUGACGAAAUUUUCUGUACCCAAAGGUACAGAAGAUUUGAUUUUUUAUUAUUUUAUUAAACUGAAAAUAAAGAUUUUUUUCUCUGGAAAAAGGUUUUGGUUAUUCCGUGAGUAGGUCGUUCUUUACUUGUCUGUGUGAGUUAGUAUCAGGGUUGCCGCGGGUACAAAAAAUCUUCGGGUACGGGUUUCGGGUAUCGGGUUGGAGCGUUUUCAUUUCGGGUUUCGGGUUGGCAAAAAUAUCGGGUACGGGUUUCGGGUUAUGAAAUUUUCAUUUCGGGUAUCGGGUUUCGGGUUGGCAAAAAUUUCGGGUACGGGUUUCG
Messenger RNA from Meloidogyne enterolobii, 716 nucleotides. The record is from the annotation of a GenBank genome assembly. NCBI's taxonomy places the organism in Eukaryota, Metazoa, Nematoda, Chromadorea, Rhabditida, Meloidogynidae.